AUGGAUCCCACUAUCAACACGGUUGCUUUGUCCGAAAUGAUCCCCACUACAUCUGUCGCGGCCAAUCCUAGUCCCUCAGUAGAAACAGAAUCGUCCAUGGAAGUCAUCGCUAGUCUAGAGCAACAAAUUGGUGAACUGAACUUCCUGACAUUUGCUCCUCCAAAAGCUCCAACAGUAACACAUCAUGCUCCGCCAGUGUACACUUAUGUCACUGUUCCACCUGUUACCAAGGCUCGGGAGUUUCACCGCCAAGAUGUUAAUCAUUAUGUUGAAAUUGAAAAUGAUGCAAAAUCAAUUGAUGUUGAAAUGAUGAAUAAGAAGAUUAAAAGCUUAGAAGAUGCUAUGAGAGGUCUUCAUGGGUUCUAUAGUAGGCAGAGUGUGAGAUAUGAAGAGUUGUGCACAUUCCCUGAGGUUGAGCUUCCACUCGGUUACAAGAUUCCAAAGUUUGAAAAGUUCAGUGGAUCAGGAAAUCCUUUCUUUCACUUGAAAAUUUACUGUGAAAAGUUGAUUGGCGCUGGAAACAACGAAGGGAUAAGAAUCAAGCUUUUCAAUCAAAGUCUGACUGGAAAAGCCUUGAUCUCUAUUACCAAGCUAAAACCUAAGUCGACUGAAUGCUUUCGAGAAUAUGCCAUUCGUUGGAGAGAGGAAGCUGCUAGGGUGCACCCACCUAUGGAGGAAUCAGAAAUGAUCACCUACUUCAUUCAAGCUUAA
Messenger RNA from Solanum verrucosum, 711 nucleotides. RefSeq lists its product as uncharacterized. Bases 1 to 711 code for a protein of 236 amino acids. NCBI's taxonomy places the organism in Eukaryota, Viridiplantae, Streptophyta, Magnoliopsida, Solanales, Solanaceae. The transcript has 3 exons. The record is from RefSeq and is a predicted model, not a curated record.